AUGAAGCGUGUUCUCGUCCUUUGUUCACUUCUGAGUCUCGGACAUGCCGCAUCAUCUACUACCAGUUCGAUAGGCAGCGGUAUGGUCAUGAGCACUGAGAUGCCAACGAGCAGCAUGAGCUCCAUGGCAACAUCCACUUUCAAUGUCUCUGCCGCCGAAUAUACGAUCACGGCCCUACCUAAUGUAGCUUCGCAACCAGCGUGUGUUUUCAACUGCCUCAUCCCCAUCGGUCUUGCGGACCCCUCCAACUGCGACGACGUUACAAACCAAUGUGCAUGUCUGAAUGCGCCCGUCGAUGCCAUGUCCGUCCUCACCGACUGUGUUGCGACGGUCUGCAAGUCGAGUACAAGUGCAUACGCUGCUGCUGCAACGAGCUUGUAUGAGAGCUACUGCAAUAGCGUCUUUGGAACAUCGCAGUUCUCAUCCGCAGUGUCGGCAGCCGCCACAGCCGCGACAGCGACGACUUCUGCUGUAUCGAGUACGGUUGCGGAAACCCAUUCUGCGUCGGCAACUGCGAAGAGUGGAUCUGUGAAACGGUCACCAUCCUUGCGGGCGGCUGGUCUUUGCGUCAUUGGAGGGAUCUUGUCAACUAUUAUUGCUCUGUAG
Messenger RNA from Aspergillus thermomutatus, 606 nucleotides. RefSeq lists its product as uncharacterized. The record is from RefSeq and is a predicted model, not a curated record. The transcript is spliced from 2 exons. NCBI's taxonomy places the organism in Eukaryota, Fungi, Ascomycota, Eurotiomycetes, Eurotiales, Aspergillaceae. The coding region runs from base 1 to 606 and encodes 201 amino acids.